Messenger RNA from Knipowitschia caucasica, 1479 nucleotides. The record is from the annotation of a GenBank genome assembly. Lineage: Eukaryota; Metazoa; Chordata; Actinopteri; Gobiiformes; Gobiidae.
AUGGAGCGGGACAUGCAAAGAAUAUCAAUGGAUUCUACGCAAACCACCUCUUCCUCCUCCUCCUUCUCCUCUAGUCUCCCAAAUGCGGAGGAAAGUGACCCUCGCAUGUACGCUGGCGAACAAGUGGUGUCUGCACCUCCAGCAUCGGGGAAAGCCUCACUCAGCAUCCAGCGGCAGGAUGUGGAGACUGCCCGAGCCCGUGGAGCGACUCUGUGGGAAGAUUUACCCGGCUGUGUUCUUUCUCCCCUGCUCUUCUCCCUGUACACCAACCACUGCACCUCCAGCAACGACUCCGUGAAGCUGCUCAAGUUCGCGGACGACACCACCCUCAUUGGACUCAUCUCCAACAACGAUGAGUCCGCCUACAGGAGGGAGGUGGACCGGCUGGUGUCCUGGUGCAGUGGUAACAACCUGGAGCUGAACGCCCAGAAGACAGUGGAGAUGAUUGUGGACUUCAGGAAGAGCACUGUCCCCCCACCCCCACCCUCCGUGAUGGACUCCCCCAUCACCUCUGUGGAGUCCUUCCGUUUCCUGGGCACCACCAUCACCCAGGACCUCAAGUGGGAGCCGAUCAUCAGCUCCCUCAUCAAGAAGGCCCAGCAGAGGAUGUACUUCCUGCGGCAGCUCAGGAAAGCCAAGCUGCCUGCACAGAUGUUGGUGCAUUUCUACAAGGCCAUCAUCGAGUCCAUCCUCACCUCCUCCGUCACCGUGUGGCUCAAACGCUUAGAUCGCGAAGACUUCCCCUCUGAAAGUGCCUUGCGAGACCAGCUGCUGCUGGGGCUCCGUGAUAGCCCCCUUUCCCAAGCCCUGAACGUUUUUGCUCGUCGGAACCCGGAGUUGGAAUUUUCAGACCUUCGCCAAGAGGCUGUGCUGUUGGCGUCGGAGUAUGGCCGAGCUGAACCAGAGGAACCCAAUUGGAAGGAGCAAUUGAAGCGUGAGAUCAUGGAGGACGUCAAAAUGCAAAUGAAGGGAAUAACACAAGAAAUAGUGGCAGAGCUCAAGCCGCUGCUGCAGACUGCUUCUCCACAACCCAGCCCACCUAAUCCAACCAGGACUAGGCAGUCCACACCCAGACCGUACAACGACCGAGAUGCACAAGGGCGGUUCAGUAAAUUAGGCCGACUGUAUCACAUUGAGGAAGCGGAUGUGCAGGGCCCCCAUAGUUUGUCCCUCUCCCUGGAGGACGACGGGGUCGUAGUAGUCACCAGAGUAGAGCAGAGGGAGCUAAAGGCCCUGCUGCAGAAGUGGGAACAAGUUUUUUCACAGCAUGAGGAGGAUUUUGGUCGGACUAACAUAGUGCAGCAUCAGAUUCUUACAGGCGAUGCUGCCCCCAUUCGGCAAAGGUACCGGCCAAUCCCACCCAUGCUGUACAAAGAGGUGAAGACCCUCCUCUCGGGGGCGGAGCUGGACCGCAAGCAGGAGACGGUGCCUGACUCUCGAGGGACGCAGCGGCAGGGUGGAUCCCUGCCGUGUGUGUAA